This is a messenger RNA of Penaeus vannamei (Pacific white shrimp), 5000 nucleotides long. RefSeq names its product zinc finger protein 420. Lineage: Eukaryota; Metazoa; Arthropoda; Malacostraca; Decapoda; Penaeidae. Gene Ontology annotation, molecular function: DNA-binding transcription factor activity, RNA polymerase II-specific; RNA polymerase II cis-regulatory region sequence-specific DNA binding. Gene Ontology annotation, biological process: regulation of DNA-templated transcription. The record is from RefSeq and is a predicted model, not a curated record.
AUCAUUCUCAAAGCCAAAACAACCGAAGCGACGUCUUGUGUUGUCAACUUUGCUCUCGACAAUCAAGCAAAAAAUUAAGGAAUAUCUUCGAAAUGAACUGUAGAUUGUACUGACUUUAAGCAUUGACAGUUCAUUUAUCACUGAGAUUGUAUUAAGUGUUCGAAGAAGACGGGGAAGUUGAAGAACAUGCGUAUGCAAUAGAAAAUAGUCUGGUAAGAUACGAAUCCUGACAUCUGUGGGCUUACAGGUUUUCGAUUGUUGUACAUGGGAAGUUGCUUUCAUCUGCAGCGCUAAGUAUCCAUUCAUCAUGUGUCCCAGGAGAGCCAACUUCGACAUGCACUUGACUGUCAACUGCAAUAUCAGUUUGGUUUACUUGCUCGUAGCUUUAGGAGCAUAUAUAGUGUAUAAAUACUAUUGGGAUUAUGUACCAGGUUUUGGUAAUUUUUAGUCUAUUACUUUUAUGUCAUAUGUAGCUAAAGUUAUGUAAUAAGGGUCAAAAUGUGUACAUACAACUUUUUAUAUGUAUAUGGCUGUAGAAAUUGUUCUUUUCAAAUGUUGGUAAUGUUGAUAUCUAAAGUAUGGCCUCUUUGAAGGAGUUAGAAUGAAUUGAAAUGAUGCACAAAAAUAAAAUACUGGGGACAGAUUCUCUCUUGCAAUCAGAAGCCAGAGUCAAAUUGGAAGAAGCAGAUGCCAGCAACAAUGACCCUAACAAUGUUGCAAGCUAUAGUAAAGAAGGAGUUGAAUGGCAUUACUCUCCCUUUUCUUCUACCCCAGAAAUUUCCUUUGGACAACCAGAAGCAAAUAGAAUUAACACUCAUUUAGGAUGUGUGAAGUCAGAAUCAGAAUAUGUCUGCAGCAUUUGUGGGCUAGAAACUGGCACUGCUUCUCGUCUGAGGAGGCACUCAAGAAUCCAUAUCAAAGAGAAAACACAUCAUGCUUGUAUGCCCAUUGAUGGGACAUUGCACAAAUAUGAAAACUGUUUUUCCAAAUUUACACAAAAGUCAUCUUUGAGGUAUCAUAAGAAACUUCAUAAUAGAAUAAAGGAAUUUAAAUUUGAGGAAUGUCCUACAGCCAACAUUAACCAUCCUCAGCUGGUAGACCACACUAUAAAACACACUGGGGAUAAGAUAUACCAUGGUCAGGAAUGUGGAGAAGGGUUUGCCACAGCGACAAGGCUUAGUUACCACCAGGUGACCCAUACUGCAGAAAGGUCUUCCCAGGGUCAAGUUUGUGGAGAAACAUUGCAAGAAAAGACGGCUCUCAUAACCCAAAAUUCUGUCCAUCUUACCCGUGGGCCUUAUAUGUGCAAUAUGUGUGGAGAGAUGUUUCCCAGGAUAAAUAGUCUUACACUUCAUCAAAGAGUUCAUCAAACAGAUAGCACUUAUAGCUAUGUUCCUCAAAAUGGCAAACCAGUCAAGGAAACUAUUCAGGAAAAUAGAAAGAAAUCACCUCUGCCAUUUUCCUUUACACCUGAUAUUGUAUUUAAGGAUACAGACACACAAAAUGAAAAUAAGCCUCCAGUAAGGGAAGGAAACUCAAUUCAGGCAGAGAAACAUGAUGGAAAUGAUUUGAAUAGAAGAAAUGUUAAUUUGCUAAACUUCCAGGAAGACCUCCCCAUUUCAAGUACAACAGAUACCAUGGCCAGCUUUAAAGUGCAAGGAGAGAAGUAUACAUUUGCUGGGAAUGUCUUGAAUAUUCCCCAUCCCGACAUUGUACAGGAGGCAUUAGCAACUGGGACGCUACUUGAGAGCCAGGGAGAAGAUGGACAAAUUUAUCUAAUUGUUCUUCCCAGAACUAUUGCAGAGCAAGACUACACACGUGUUACUUUGCCUGCAAAAAUAACUUCAGUAACAGCACCGGUUAUGACAUCAGAGAUAAAUUCAGUUUCACCACAGAAUCAAGGUACUGAGGAAAAUACUUGUAAUUUGCUAAUGUGGGAUAAUGAAUUAGAUAUUGCAGAAGUUUCUUUCAAACCAGAUUCUGAGGUAGUGAAGUCUGAACAGAGUAAGAACAAAGAAUAUGCAGAAGAGGAUUCAUCUUCAAAAGAAACUGGAUCACAUGCCUGUAGUAAGAAGUUUGGAUCUACCAGAGUCAAACAAAAGGAAAAAUCUAAAGAGAAAAAGGUAUAUACAUACGAAUGUAAAAGCUGUGGGAAAAAAUGCAAGAAUUCCUCAAGCUAUGUUAUACACAUGAGGACACACACGGGUGAAAGGCCAUAUUACUGCGGUUAUUGUGGUGUGGGCUUCAAACAGGUAACGCACUUAAAAAGUCACAUUCGCAUUCAUACAGGAGAGAAACCAUACAAAUGUAACCAGUGUGAUGCUGCCUUUCACCAGAGUUCUCAAUUGCAUGCUCAUUUUAAAGCUUGGCAUGUAAGAAAACAUGAGAGAAUGAAAGAGAAGGACAAAGUCAGAGGCAGUAUUAGGAAUUUUUAUUGCAAGAUAUGUGAUAAGACAUUUGUUAAUUCAUGUUUUAAAAAGCAACAUAUGAAAACACAUAUAGAUGAAUUGCAAUAUGUGUGUAACAAAUGUGAAGCUACAUUUAAAACAAAAAGUAGAUUGCAGAGACAUGAGAAGUUGCACAUACAUGAUAGUUUUAAGAUCUGUGAAAUAUGUGGACUUCAUUUCAAGGAUGUAAGUUCUCUGAAUCACCACAGAUUUACAAUACAUGAAUUACCCAAAGGGGAAUCAGAGGAAAUUAGAUUUCCUGAUGAAAAGAAACUGAGUGAAAGAAAUGGAACUGAAAUUUCAAAUGAUGGUGAUUCCAGUGGUUCCCUUGCAAAUGUUAAUCACACAAGUAUGGUAGGUAAAGAACAGUGGGGAUUAAAAACACAAACCUAUAUCAUCAAGAAAUCCUCAAAAAAUGUUCAGAUCCAUUCUUGCAAAAUAUGUCAGAAAACAUUUAAACAGAAGACAAAUCUAAAUACUCAUAUGAGAGUACAUACAGAUGAAAGGCCAUACAAGUGUGAAGAUUGUGGUAGUGCUUUUCACCAGAUAUCUCAUCUUAAAGAUCAUGCUAAGAUACAUUCAGGUGAGAAGCCCUUCAAGUGCAGUGUGUGUUUGGCUUUGUUUGUUCAGUCUUCAGCAGCAAAAACACACAUAAAAAAACAUCAUUGUGGUCAAGGUUUUGUCGUUAAGGAUGAAAGGAGUGAUUUCUUUGCCAAGGAGUCAAUUGUCUUGAAAGAGAUACCAAAGAGUGAUGAUGACAUCACAGUUGUGAUUAAGAUUGAAAGUGGUGCCUCACUUUCUGUAGAGGUUCAGAUUGAGAGAAAUGUGCUGGGAAUCAUUGAAGAAGAUGAAAAAGAUGCUGGAGUUCAGAAAAAAAAAAUAGAAGAAAAAUACCAGCAAAAUAAAAGAAACAAGUUUCUUUGCCUCAGUUAUUAAGAUAGGCAACAAGUUUUUGCAUCAUAUGUCAAAAGACCUUUAGAAGAACAUCUGCACUAAAAUUUCAUAUAAAUAUAUCUCAAGAUAUUUUGUAAGUAAACUAAAAUAUUAGACCAGACUGGAAUAUAGAAACUGUAUACUCAAAGAGAUGGCAAGUGUUGAGAGUUAAAAUGUCAGUUUUAUAGCUCAUAUGGCCCUGAAAGAUUUGAAAGAAUACCUGAAAAGUAGGAAUGCUAAAAGAAAAUGUCCUAGUUUCAGUCAAAAGAGUGACCCUAUCCCAGUUGGUGUAAGAGAACUCGCAGAUGUGUGUCAGAAGAUGAAAGAUGAUAACGAGAAAAGACAUAAAAUCAGAUGUCAAGAGCAUGUUUAAGUGUAAAACUUUAAAAACAUUAUUGUGUUUUAUUAUUUUUAUUUUUGUUUCCUUCUUUUCCAGGUAAUGAAAAUAAAUUAUCAGAUACAGAGUUAGUAUAAGAAAUAAGGAUUAAAAUGGAAGAAGAUACAGUAAUUUCAUUUAUACAAAUAUCUGAGAGGAAUAAACUUUCUUAUAAGGGUUAAGGAUAUAGUUACCACAUUGCUAAAGGAACUAUGAUUAAUGUUGUUAUAUGCAAUAUCUGAAAGUGCAAUUUAUUUAUUACAUAUUAUAUACAUAUCACUUAGUUGUCAGAAUCAAGUGUUAAAGUAAUAAUCUUUGGGUGUUUUACAACAAUCAAAAUAUAAGUACAGCAAUACAAAUAUGUAUUUUUUGUUAUUUAUUUGCUUGUGAAUCCUGCGUAUUUCAGGUAUAGAUACCAAAGCUCAGCUCAGCUCUAAUUAUCUUAGUUUUUAAUUGAGGAAAUAAUUAUAACUUUUUAAAUUUUAUAAUUUACUUGUUUUCUAUUGCUGUUAUUACAUUCAGACUCUAUAUCAAAGGUGUGAAAUAUGCACUGCAUUAAGAAAAAUAUACUGAUGUCCAGAGAAAGUCUAUAUAUAUUUAGCAUUUUCAUUUUGAAAGGCCGAAAAUAUUGAAUAUCAGUUAAUAUCAUUUCAUUAUAUUGAAUGUUUUUUUGGUUUAUCAAUGCUUGAGCUUUAUUUGGCUGCAUUGAGUGAUAUCUGUGAUAAUAGCUGCUACUGCAUGAAUAAAAUGUGUUUUUCAUUUGACUUAGAUAAAUCUUCUUACCAUAAUGCCCAUGUUGGACUGAAGUGUUUGUGCUUAGAAGAAUGCAUUAUCAUUUUACAAUUGGAUUUAGUUUCAGCAUUUAAGAUGAGUACUUCACUGAAGAGGCUUUGCUUGUUUUUUCAGUAAAUGCUAUUGGAUGUUUAGUCUUUACUUUUUUAUUAUUUUGUGUCAAAAACAAAACAGCCAAUAUGAUGAUAUUGUUUUUUUUUCUGUCUGAUAUUAUAAUGGAAAUAAUUGUGGUUGUGGUUAGGUUUAAAAAAAGUAUCUAUUGUUAUUUUCAUUGAUAUUUUGCUUCAAAGUAGUGGCAUAUACAUUUUGUUUUUAAAAAGAGUUAUAUUGAUAUCAAAGUUGUUAUUGUGAAACUUGCGAAAGACAUGCAGCUCAAGUUAGAUGAAUGAUGAUAGACACUUAUUUUGUAAGGUUAAAGUGAUUUUGUAAUAUGAAUAAUAAGUCAAAAUGUA